AUGCCUAACUGCUAUCCAGCCCUGAUCUUUCUGCUACUCUUUCAUAAUGCCUGUUCUAACCCUGUCUUUCAACCAUCCUUGGUGCUGGACAUGGCCAAAGUACUGUUGGACAAUUACUGCUAUCCUGAGAACCUGGUGGGAAUGCAAGAGACCAUAGAACAGGCAAUAAAAAGUGGGGAGGUUCUGCAUGUUUCUGAUCCUUUAACCUUAGCUAGUGUUUUCACAGCUGGGGUACAAAGUUCACUCAAUGACCCACGACUGAUUGUAUCUUAUGAGCCAUCUCCUACUGUGAAGCAAGAGACAGAAACCAUCCCAACUCCUGAGCAGCUGCAGUUCCUUGUGGAUCAUUCCAUUAAGUAUGAAGUUCUGCCUGAAAACAUUGGCUACCUUCGAAUUGACUAUGUAAUUGGUCAAGAUGUUGUUCAACAAAUUGGUCCCUUUCUUGUGAAGAACAUUUGGGGAAAACUUAUGCCAAGUUCUGCUCUGGUUUUGGAUCUAAGGCACAGUACUCAAGGUAAGGUCUCUGGCAUUCCCUUUGUUGUGUCUUACUUGACUGAAGCUCAACCUGUAGUCCAUAUUGACACCAUUUACAACCGCCCUACCAACACCACAACAGAGUUAUGGACACUUCCAGCAUUGAUAGGUAAGAGAUACAGCAAAAGCAAAGAUGUGAUAGUGUUAACAAGCAGGUAUACCAAAGGCAUUGCUGAGGAUGCUGCUUACAUUCUUAAACAUAUGAACAGGGCAAUUAUUGUUGGAGAAAGAACAGCAGGCGGGUCUUUGGACAUAGAGAAAAUUAAAAUUGGACAAUCAGAUUUCUACAUCACUGUUCCUGUAUCCCGAUCAAUAAGUCCACUAACUGGGCAGAGUUGGGAAGUAGCUGGUGUUUUUCCCUGUGUAGUUGUGAAUGCAGAGGAUGCACUUAAUAAAGCUUUGGACAUUUUGUCUGUUCGUUCCAAAAUUCCAAGUAUACUACAACAGCUCAAUGAAAUCUUGGGAAACCUUUAUGCUUUCCUUGACCGCAUCCCAACUUUGUUAAAGCAUCUUUCAAACAUGGACUAUGCCUCAGUCAUUUCUGAAGAAGAUCUUGCAGCAAAAUUAAAUUAUGAGCUUCAAUCUGUGACAGAGGACCCCAGACUGAUUGUAAGGUGCAAAUAUUUUACCCCAGUGCUGCCAGAAACAUUUCCAUCUCAGCAGGAGUUACCAGAUGAUGAAAAUAUUCUUCAAGCUUUAGUCAACAGUGUUUUCAAGGUUAAUAUCCUCCCUGGGAACAUAGGGUACUUGCGAUUUGAUGAGUUUGCUGAUAUCACUGUUCUCGGUAAAUUAGGACCUCACAUUGUUAACAAAGUUUGGGAUCCAAUCACAAGCACAGAAAACCUCAUUAUAGACUUGCGUUAUAAUACUGGUGGUCCCUCCACUGCCAUUCCCUUACUUCUGUCUUACUUUCAUGAGCCAGAGUCUAGGAUUCAUCUCUUCACCAUGUAUGACCGACUAUCAAACACUACAAAGGAGUUCUAUAGCCUUCCCGAUCUUCAUGGGAAACGAUAUGGUUCUAAAAGAGAGGUGUAUGUACUGACCAGCCACAGAACUGCUACAGCAGCAGAAGAAUUUGCCUAUCUUAUGCAGUCUUUGAGCAGAGCCACAAUCAUUGGUGAAAUCACAUCAGGGACCCUAAUGCACUCACGGUCAUCAAAUCUUGAUUCCACUCAAUUGACUGUAACAGUGCCUGUGAUCAACUUUAUAGACAAUAAUGGUGAUUGCUGGCUUGGAGGAGGAGUAGUGCCAGAUGCUAUUGUUCUAGCAGAAGAAGCCUUGGAAAAAGCUAAGGAAAUCAUUAUUUUUCACCCAAAAGUCUCUGCAUUGGUAAAGGGCACUGGAGUGCUCUUAGAGGUCCAUUAUGCCAUUCCAGAGUUGGCUAACAAAGUGAGUAAUGCCCUUAAGAGUAAGUGGUCUGAGGGUGGAUACCGAUCUGUAGUUGAUCUAGAAUCUUUGGCUUCUCAACUUACUUCAGACAUUCAGGAAAUCUCAGGAGACCAUCGCCUUCAUGUAUUUUACAGUGACAUAGAACCAGAAGUCUUGGAAGACAAGCCUCCAAAAAUCCCUUCACCAGAAGAACUUAGCUACAUUAUUGAUGCUUUAUUUAAGAUUGAAGUUCUGCCAGGAAAUGUAGGAUAUCUGAGAUUUGACAUGAUGGCCGAUACAGAAAUAAUUAAAGCUAUUGGGCCCCAAUUGGUUAGUCUUGUCUGGAAUAAGUUGGUUGACACAAGUACCUUAAUCAUUGACAUGAGAUACAACACUGGUGGUUAUUCUACUGCCAUCCCCAUUUUUUGUUCAUAUUUUUUUGAUCCUGAGCCACUACAACACCUUUACACAGUGUAUGAUCGUAGCACCUCAACUGGUACUGAAAUAUGGACACUUCCAGUAGUAGCUGGCCAAAGAUAUGGGUCUUCCAAAGACAUUUAUGUACUCACAAGUCACAUGACUGGUUCAGCAGCUGAAGCCUUCACAAGAUCAAUGAAGGAUCUUAAUCGAGCUACUAUUAUUGGUGAGCCAACUAGCGGGGUGUCUUUGUCUGUUGGUAUAUACAAAGUUGGGGAAAGUCAGCUUUAUGCCUCAAUUCCUAAUCAAGUGGUGAUUAGCUCCGUGACUGGCAAAGUGUGGAGCGUAUCAGGGGUUGAACCUCAUGUAAUCAUUCAAGCCAAUGAGGCCAUGAACGUUGCUCAACGCAUAAUUAACCUGCGCGCUAAAAUUCCUUCCAUUAUCCAGACUGCUGGAAAACUAGUAGCUGAUAACUAUGCCUUUGAAGAAAGCGGAGCAGAAGUGGCUUCAAAACUUCUUUCCAUGGUGGACAAAAGGGACUACAGAACAAUUAAGUCUGAAAUGGAACUAGCUGAAAAAAUAAACUACGAUCUUCAGACUCUGUCAGCAGAUGUUCAUCUCAAAGCUGUCUACAUACCGGAAAACUCAAAGGAUCGCAUACCAGGGGUUGUGCCAAUGCAGAUCCCCUCUCCUGAUAUGUUUGAAGACCUUAUCAAGUUUUCCUUCCACACGGAUGUGUUUGAAAAGAAUAUUGGUUACAUGCGUUUUGAUAUGUUUGCUGAAUGUGAUAUUCUGAACCAAGUAUCACAUCUUUUGGUGGAACAUGUAUGGAAAAAAGUUGUUAGCACCGAUGCCUUAAUUAUCGACAUGCGAUUUAACAUUGGAGGUCCCACAAACUCCAUUCCAGCACUUUGCUCUUACUUCUUUGAUGAAGGGACCCCUGUUCUCCUUGAUAAAGUCUACAGCCGAACUGCCAAUGCCAUUACAGAUGUGUGGACCUUGCCUCUGCUUGCAGGUGCUUCAUUUGGCUCCAAGAAACCUCUUGUGAUUUUAACCAGCUCAAUGACAGAGGGUGCUGCAGAGGAAUUUGUGUACAUCAUGAAGAGAGUAGGACGGGCAUAUGUCAUUGGAGAAAAGACAAGUGGAGGAUGUCAUCCUCCUCAAACCUACCAUGUGGAUGAUACCCACCUGUACCUCACCAUCCCUACAUCUCGAUCAGCCACUGAAGACCCAGGUGCAGCCUGGGAAGGCAAAGGGUUACUGCCUGAUUUACAUGUUCCAUCUGAAACAGCUCUGCUAAAAGCCAAGGAGGUCCUAGGUGCACAAAUACAAGGGAAAAGAUAA
Molecule: messenger RNA, 3663 nt
Organism: Nanorana parkeri
Lineage: Eukaryota; Metazoa; Chordata; Amphibia; Anura; Dicroglossidae
Gene: RBP3
Product: retinol binding protein 3
Exons: 4
Coding region: 1-3663 (1220 amino acids)
Biological process (GO): proteolysis
Molecular function (GO): serine-type peptidase activity
Source: RefSeq, a predicted model, not a curated record